AUGGGUACAUCCGACCGUACUACCGACUUGUCUCUCGAAGAUGGACCAACCAAGAAAUCCUUCCUGGAGUUUCUGUCUCUGCCGCUGCGCUCCCGAACGCGCAACCGGAACCUCGCCGAGUUCUACGUCAAGGUAAAAGAUGCUCAUCGAAAGUACUCGGCUGGCGAACAUGUCAAGGGCUCCGUCACCCUGUCCUUGACCAAGCCGAUCCGCAUCACCCACUUGACUGUCUGCCUACACGGCUAUGUUCGUGUCUUCAAGAAUGCCGCGCAGAUGAAUGCCGGCAAUGCCGCCAUCCUGCCUAGCGGAGGAAGCAAUAGUUUUCGGUACUUUGGCAAUGGUCACGCACAGCUUUUCCAAGAUGAGCAAGUUCUGUGCGGCGAGGGACGACUCGAGGCCCGGAAAUGGGAGUUUGAGUUUGAUCUCUUAUUCCCACCCGAAGGCCUGCCCAGCAGUAUUGAUUUUGAGCGAGGAACGAUAGCAUAUAUUAUAACCGCGACAUUGACCCGCCCAACAUCGAUCGCUCCGACCACCACUGCUGAGACGAGGGUAUCUUUGGUGGAAAAGGUCGACGUCGGAUUGAUCCCCCAGCCCAGGGAGAGAAAGGUCACGAUGCAUGCCAUGCACAAGCGACAAAGGAGGAAAAGGGCACCAGUAACAAACACAACGCCGAGUCGGAGUGCCACCGAUCUGCACGAACCCGCCUCAGAUCUGGACUCGACACGCGCGCUCGAAAACUCGAACGAGAGUUCCGUGAACCACGACGACCCGAACCGGAGUCGGCCAGAUGACCACCAUCUUCCCCGGAGUCCAAUUCAGAGCGAUAUACAAAGCGAAAUCAGUGCUGGAAGUGCAGCCAGUCACAACAGCAAUAGUGCAAGAGGCGCUGAUGGUAGCGGGGGCUCGAAUGGCAGCAGAGUGUCUGCAGGUAUUGCCGAGGAUCGUGAGAUCACGGCCAAUGUAGAGCUAUUGAAAGGCGGCUGCAUGCCAGGCGAUCUCCUGCCUGUCCGAAUACGAGUUGAUCACAAUCGCCGGAUGAAGAGCUUACAUGGGAUCAUCGUCACCUUUUAUCGACAAGGGCGAGUUGAUUAUGCGCCUCCGGCAUCAUUAUUCACAAAUAUUUCCAAGGAGGAUGCUCGAAAGCUAGAGCGUGAGGAGUUUUAUCCCAAGUCAAAGACUGGACUCGGCGGAUUAUCAUUAUCGUCAGCAGGGUCUUGUAGUGUUUUCAGGAAAGACCUUUCGCAAUCAGUGGCACCACUCAUCAUUGAUCCAAUGACGCUGUCGGCAAACAUCACCACAUCCGUGAGGGUACCCGAGGACGUCUUCCCGAGCAUCAAAGGCGUGCCCGGAGGUCUGAUCGGCUUCCGAUACCAUGUCGAGGUGGUGGUUGAUCUGGGCGGAAAGCUUGCAGGUCAGUCCCAAGGCACACCGCAGCAGCCAAAUCGGCUGGGCUCCGUGUCAGUCUCUGGGAACCCGGCGCCAGGAACAGCAUCCUACGAUAGGCAGCCAGGCAACUGGAACGGCUCAAUCGUGGAUACAGACCAUUUGCGCAGGGAGAAAGGAGUGAUAUCAGUAUCUUUUGAAGUAGUCGUUGGCAACGUUGAUACGACUAGGACGCGAUCAAAAGCACCCGUGCGGCCGACGCUCACAUUACAACCACCUUCCGACGCAGGUCAUCCUGCAGAGACGAAUGAGAUGCCCUAUAACUGGCAGGGCAGUUAUAGCGAGGGCAGUAACUAUAAUGAACAAGGACCUUUGCAUCCUUCACAGGUGCAGCCACAAACUUGGGCUUCAUCGAGCAAGUCGGCCGAGGCACCUGGGUACAGCCCUCGUGAUCAUGGUUCCCCGGCACCAAAUUAUGUACCACCACCUCAGCUCUCAGACGAAAGUGGUCUGACAGAAAAGGAACGCGUGCGGCUGGCCGAACAGCGCCUCCUGCCUAGUCAGCCAUCAGCACCGGCAAGUGAACCUGUUGCCGGUCCCUCGCAACCUUCAGCACCUGCGGACGUGACUCCAAGCGCUCCUCCGCUGGCACCUGUAGACAGUGCUGUCGAGGUUGGCGAGGGACCAUCCGCGCCUUCAUUUGCAGACAUAUCCACGGACGCAGCACGUGCAGACCCAGUGGAUGAUAAACAGGAGCUCGAGCGAAGACGACUCUUAACAGAGGCCAGUGCGCCGCCAGAGAUACCUGAAGACUACGAAGAAAGCGGACCAUCGGCGCCACCGCCGGGUACCGCAGGAUCAUCGAAUGGCCAUGAGCCUUCUGCGCCAAUUCUUAGUGAACAAGACUUAUACGGGUCGCAUGAUCCUUUUGAGAGUAUAGCUGGACCCUCAACGACUAGGGGCUCCAACGGGCAUGAUGCAGAACAUCUGCCCAAGUAUGAGCGAUGA
Molecule: messenger RNA, 2391 nt
Organism: Pestalotiopsis fici W106-1
Lineage: Eukaryota; Fungi; Ascomycota; Sordariomycetes; Amphisphaeriales; Sporocadaceae
Exons: 2
Coding region: 1-2391 (796 amino acids)
Biological process (GO): ubiquitin-dependent endocytosis
Cellular component (GO): cytoplasm; cytosol; plasma membrane
Molecular function (GO): ubiquitin protein ligase binding; protein-macromolecule adaptor activity
Source: RefSeq, a predicted model, not a curated record